AUGGAAAAGAGCAGACACCAGGAAUAUGUUAUUUUCCUGUUUUUGAUGGGCUGUAAAGCGAUUGAUGACACCGUCUGCCGCCCUCCUCAGCGAUUGGGCAAUCUUCAUUCAACCCUCGUUUCCGAGCUGACUAGUACCAGUGGACCGGAAAAGUCCGGUUCAUGCUCAUUCAACAGCGAAGGAUUCCAGGGGUACCCUUCAUCCACUCCUCCUAUCGGGGACGAGGGAGAGAUCAACAAGGCUGUUUGGUUUCCUGCGCCGGCCGAGUUUGGGGAAAAUCAAGAAUCCGACUUUGAUAGAUCAAAUCCGAUCUCUCAAUCAAACAAACGCUAUCGCGCCGCGGAAAUGUCAACAGAAACCAUGAGACCAAGUCAAGUGUCUCAACAGAUCUCUAAACAUCAAAGCUUGGCCAGCACAAACAAUUGCAUGGAUUUACAGCCUGCUACUGUUGCUAGUGAAGCAAGACCAAAGAAAUCUAUCAGACUCAUGGGCACUUGGAUGGGACUUGAAGUGGAACCCACUUUCCGAACGGAGAAAUGGUAUUGGCUCGAGAAGCGUAUUCAGGAUGUCUUUGAAUCCCCCUCGUGGAGCGACGAUAGUGCCGGAGUUGAUCAGUACUGA
This is a messenger RNA of Puccinia graminis f. sp. tritici CRL 75-36-700-3, 621 nucleotides long. RefSeq lists its product as uncharacterized. Lineage: Eukaryota; Fungi; Basidiomycota; Pucciniomycetes; Pucciniales; Pucciniaceae. The transcript has 2 exons. The record is from RefSeq and is a predicted model, not a curated record. Bases 1 to 621 code for a protein of 206 amino acids.